UACGAACGAUUUACGUACAAGUGACUCUCUGCUGUGUAAAGAGGAGCCAGUGAAACGAAUGGAGUAUGGCACGAACGAUAUUUCACUAAAUAAUAAAGCAGUAGAUAUGAAAAAGAAAUCCGGAAAUGCGUGUUUCGAGAAAAUAAAAGAAAUCUUCGAUUUAGAUUUACUUAAAAAUGGCAUUUAUCUAAACGUCGUCAUAGGCUCAAGCUUCUAUUAUGUUGCCGAGUCGAACUUCAAGUUGAUGACACCGUUCUUUUUAGCCAGCAUAGGAAUGAGCAAAAUGGAAAUCGCCUCUUGCCUAUCGAUAACUGCGUUCACCGACAUAAUUGCCCGACUUCUGCUACCGACCAUGUUCGACAGAUUCGGAUUCAAGAAGAGAAUCGUGUUCUGGGUGUUUUCCAUAACGGUUGGCCUUGGACGAUCCAUCAUGGCAGAACAAUCUAAGGGAACAGCAUUGAUAGUAACAUUUGUGAUAAUUGGAUUCUUACGCGGUGCCACUGUGGUCAAUAUAAAUCUGAACAUUUCGGAAUGUUGUUCACUGAAAAAGUUGCCUAGUGCGUUUGGAAUGUUUAUGGUAUCCAAAGGAUUAUUCGUCGUGUUGAUGAGUCCCCUGCUUGGAUACAUCAGAGAUGUCAGCAAUAGUUACACAAUUUGCAUACACAUUAUGACAUUACUGAUAUUCAUAACUUUCAUUACGUGGGGCAUCGAGUUUUUGUACACAAUACUAAAAACGAAAAAUUUAGAAAUCCUGGCGAUACUCCCGAUCCAGCAGAGUUUCGGGCUGAUCUUUAGGGAGCGUUUCUUCGCGUUGGGCAUCACCGCGACGCAGACCUCGUUGAUUCUUCACUUGAAUGGGACGAUUACUUGCAGCCUGGGUCUGAUAAGCGGCCCGAUGAUGAAGAGAUUCACGUUCCGAAAAGUCGCCUUCCUCGGCGGCCUCACCGUCGCUGCUGGUAUCUGCAUGACUGCGUUCGCGGUCUCCCUACCCACCAUUAUUAUCACUUAUUGCAUUGUCGUCGGUGUCGGUCAUGGGAUUAUGUUCCCAGCAACGAGUCUCGCCAUGAACACGUAUUUUCGAAAGAAGCGUAACAUCGCUAUGGGACUGUCAGUGACGCUGACAGGUCUCGGGCCAAUUCUAAUGCCUCUUUUGAUAGCAAUAUUAUUGGAGAAUUACGCUACUACAGGAACCCUGUUAAUACUCGCAAGUAUAGCAAUGCAUUCACUGGUUGGAGCGUCGUUCUUGCAACCUUUUAAGGAGACCCAAAUGAAAAACAUAAAAGAUGACAAUGAUGUCACAGAAUGCAACGAUGUCAGCUGUCAAUUGAAACAAACCGAGGAACUCAAUAAAGAACAAGAAGUCGAUGUUAAAAACGGUGUUGUUAAUCGUCGAUUGUUAGAUGAAAAGCAGCAGACGGAUAGAGAAAAUUUAUCAAAAGAUCUGGGAAAUACUCAGGGCACGAAGAAUGAGAAGAAGUCGGUUUGGGCAACGAUAUCAGAGCAAAUGGAUCUGGCUCUUCUAAAAGACAGUCGUUACGUCGCUGUUAUACUAGGAAUGGGAGUGUCUUUAGUCGCUGAGACGAAUUUCAACAUGAUGAUCCCUUUUGUCCUGACGGAGCUGUCCGGACUGGAGAGGACGUCGAUCGCCACGGUAAUGUCAAUACAGGCGGUAUCGGAUAUCACCGGACGUCUCUGUGUACCAUUGCUGGCGCAGAGGAUCGGAUGGACGUCCAGGAACCUUUACGUAUUGUCCUUGGUCGGAUCCACUCUCGGAAGGACCAUAUUGUCAACAUGGGGAGAUACCUACAUCGUGGUGAUCGGUGUCGCACUGAUUAUUGGCAUUGCCAAAGGGACGAAAGCUGUUUUCCAAACGUUAAUCAUACCUGAUUAUGUGCCUCUUGAAAGACUGCCGGCCGCAUAUGGGAUGCAAAUGGUUUGCAAUGGUAUUCUGUCCAUUGCCAUAGGACCACUCAUAGGUUUAGUACACGACUACAUGAUGAGCUAUGUGGGUGCUCUUCAUUUCACUUCAAUCUUAAGUUUAUCCUGUGUCGUAUUAUGGUACAUGGGAGGACUUUGGAAAUUCAGUAACAUCACUAGAAGCCCUAAUGCAAAGAAGAAAACGACAGAAACGCAAAAUUCUAGUGCGUGAAAAAUUAUAUUUUUAUAUUCAUUUACUAUUGUCUGCGAUAAUCGAUUUUACUUCUUUUAAAUAUGUCGUUUGCUCAUAGCUGUGAACUUUUAAUAAAAUUAAUUGUUAAGAAAUCCUAUUAGGAGGUUAUAACUGAUAGUACCAAUAAGUUUGUUAGCUACAGGUUUGAUGAUUACCAAAUUGAAAUUAUACGAAUAAUUAAAAUAAUAAGAACAGAGAAUUGUAUGUACAUAUUGGAAUCUUUCUCCCAGAGAUAUUGUAUGACAUUUAAUAUAAUAAGUGUAUUGUAUUAAAUGAUAUUAUUUUUUGACUGAUUACCAUAAAUUUAAUGUUGUUAUAUAACGUAUUCGUUAAACAA
Molecule: messenger RNA, 2507 nt
Organism: Ceratina calcarata
Lineage: Eukaryota; Metazoa; Arthropoda; Insecta; Hymenoptera; Apidae
Product: monocarboxylate transporter 9
Exons: 11
Coding region: 59-2149 (696 amino acids)
Biological process (GO): transmembrane transport; monocarboxylic acid transport
Molecular function (GO): monocarboxylic acid transmembrane transporter activity
Source: RefSeq, a predicted model, not a curated record